AAACACAAGAACAUUCCUGAUAUCGACGUUAGGGGUCAAUAUAGUUCCCAUAAAUACGAAAAAUUCCUGAGGCAUUCACUUUUCUAUUGGCCAAUCCAAAAGUGACGUUUACACUUAUGACAUUACACCGUUUUGGCGCCUUGCAUAACGGUUUUUAACGGGCGCCGAGUGUCGAAUGCUGAGUGAAUGUGUGCAAGAGUUAAAUCAAAGAAUUUAUUUCUUUGUACAAAUUUAAAAACGGAAUAAGUAAGCGUGUGGUGCAAUUGAUAUUACCUCAAUUAGGCUUUGUAGGUGGUUGAGUAUGUCUUUUGGAAAGGCAAAAAUACAAAGGUUCAAUGAUAUAAGGAUAGCACAAGCACCAAGUCCUACAUCGUACAAUGUAGAAAGGAAGUUGAAAUUAGAAACCAAAAAUAAAGUUGCAAAAUAUACUGUGGUAACUAACAAUGAUGGUGAUAAAAAUUCAGUGAAAUCAGAUGGAUUUUCUGCAAGAAGUGUCCCUAUUAUGAAAACUCCACUGGCAGCUAAAUGUAAGAAGUUCUACAACAGAAUCCAACCAAAAACUCCAAAGCGACCAGAACCUGAAUCAAUUGCUCAAAUAGAAGCUCUCAAAGAAAAAAUUGUCGAAUGCAAUAACAAAGAUACUUUUAUCAAAGAGCUAUCUGAACAGAUUGAUGAACUGAAAGACAACAUAAACCAGUUAAAGAAAGAAAAAGUCCAAAUAGAAGCUGAUAAAAAAUCAUUAGAAGAAAGUGUAAAUGAGUUGAAGAUAAGACAUCACCUGGAUCUUGAAAAUGUUAUUAAAGAAAAUGAAAUUAAGUUAGGUAAUCUUGCAAGAGAAAAGGAUGAGUUACUUACUGAAAUUGAUCAUUUGAAACAACAAUGUGAAGACAUUAAAAAUUUACAUAAAACAGAAUUAGAGCUCAUUCAGAGGGUUCAAGAUGAAUUAACAACAGAAUUAUCAAAAAAAGAAGAAGCUCUUAUAAAACUUGAAGUUAAAUAUGCUGAAGCUCAAAAAAAGAAUCCACAAGUAAUUGAUGUGGGUGCUCUAGAAAGAGAAAUCAAUGAGUUGCAUGCUGAAAUUGCACAAUUUAAACAAAAAUAUGAAGAGAAGGAACAUUCUCAUAAAAAAGAAAUACACGAACUCAUCCACACAUUUCAAGAUGAAAAAGCGUCAGAGUUGUUGAAGAAAGAAAAAGCUCUUCAUGAACUUGAAGCUAAAUAUGCUGAAACUCAAAAGAAGAGCCAACAAGAAAUUGAUGCUAUGCGGCAAGAACAUCAAAGGGAGAUUCAAGACCUGGAAUUUGAGAUGCUGAAAGCGAUGACAGAAUUGCAAAAAGAAAGGGAGGACACCGAAGAUAGGAUUAGGGAAGUUGAAGAGGAAAUGAGAAGGGAAAUUAAGGUAUUGCAAGAAAAAUUUGCAGAGGAGAAAAGGUUGUUGCAUGAAGAGUCGACGAGAAAAAUUAAGGAGAUUGAGCAACAUUUGAAAGAAGCCAAUUAUCAGACUGAAAAACAACUGAAAGGAGAAAUGGAGCAAAUCAUAGUGGAAUGGCGGAACAAGCUCCAAACGCAACAGGCACAAUCUGAUGCAAUUUUGAAGGAAUGCCAAGCUAUUAGCGAGUACAAUAUAAUUCAGAGCGAGGUUGAGAAAAACAACGUAAAACUAGAAUUAGAAAAGAUCAAUGAAGAACACAAGGCAAUGCAACAUAAGUACCACAAAAUUGUAUCAGAAUAUAACAAGACUGUGAGCCAGAACAAAGAGCUCCAAGCUGAAAACAGUAAAAUUGUCCAAGAGUUGAAUGAUAUAAAAGUAAGCUGGCAUGAGAAACUGGAAAAUAAAAAUGCUGAAAUUUCUAAACUAAACAAAGACAAGGCAACGUACGAGUAUACGAUUAAAAAUUCACAAACCACUAUAAACGUUCUCAAAGAACGCCUCAUACACUCUGAUAGAGAUGUAGAGCAGCUCAAACAAGAGCUUGUACAGUGUGAAAGCAAAAUUUUGUACUAUGAGGACAGGUAUAUCAAACUGGAGUCUGAUUUGAAAGAGCGCCAAUCUUCCAAUGAUGAGCUCGAGUUACAAUUUGACUCUGCCAUCAGGUUAAACUAUAGUGAAAUAUCUCAACUCAGUAACGAACUUUUUAAGAAACUGGAUCAGUAUAAAAAAGAAGGGAUGAUGUAUCAUGAGAAAUACAAGAAAGAGAAGCAGUUGAAAGAAGAAAUCAUGAAUCAACUUAAAGACGCAUUUGAUCUGAUUAACAAAGUUAAGUUAGAGCUAGAUGCUCUGGAAAUGUUCAAUACUCAGUAUGAGUUUGAGAUAGAUCAAUAUCAAAAUGAAUUGGACGAUUAUCAUAUGAGAGAAAUGGAUUGGUCAUUGAUGAAGGAUAAAUUUGAAGACAUUAUUGCCGAAAUGCAGCAACAGUUGGAGAAGAAAGAUUCAGAAAUUAAAGUGCUGAGUAAUAAAUUACAUGCAUAUGAAGAGAAACUCAGUUCCAACGUGAACUACACUGAAUACUACGAAAAUAAAAUUAAAGAGUAUGAACGAGAAUUAAAUGACUCAGGAAAUAUCCACAAGAAAUAUAUUGAGAUGUCGGGAAAAUACGAUGAGUUGGCGCAAAGGUUUGAAGAGCUGGAAAUGGAAAAUAUGAAGAUAAAAAGCAAGAUCGGAAAUUUGGCGAACGAGGGAGAAGAGCAGCGACAGUGGGAAAACAAGUACCAGAAGCAGAAGAAAGCAUAUGACAGGCUUUUGAAUAAAUACCAGAAUUUGGAGAAAGAAGUAGAAUGCAAUAAGGUUAUUCAAAAGGUUGGAAAGGAAAAUGCUGAACCAAAAUCAUCACGUAAAUCGAAGUUAUUGGAAGGGAAUAAAGAAAAUGUUAGCAGUCCAAACAGGCUGCUGAACUCUAGUAGAUUGGAGUCGCCUUUACGAGAGAGAAAUUGACAGUACUACAUAAUUAUGAAUUUAAUUGUAGUUUUAUCAGUAAGUAUAUAUUUAAUUUUUAGCGAAAAUUCGCUGUAAAAGACGGGGGUUUAAAUUUAUUGGUGCUCAAACAAUAAAGGUGAUCCUUUUCACGAAUCACAUUUUAUUUUUUCGGGGUGGUCCAAGUGAUUUUAUGAAAUAAAUAUUAGUAUACACAAUAGAUAUAAUCUGAUUUAUUCACAGAAAUUUAUAAAUUCACUUCUAGUAAAAUCUGUGAAAUAUUCACAAAUCUUUGGAUCAGAAUUAUUAAAUAUUGUUAUUAAUAUAAUAUUUAUUAGCACUAUAAUUAUUGAUGUAACAUCUGAAACUUAUAAAGUGGAUUUCAUGUUGAUAAUUCCCCAUAUUUCUCUGGCCAAUCGAAAGUAUGCAAUGUGUCAACAAAAUCUUCUUUAUUGUAAAUGGUGACCUUCUUCAAAACAAUGACUCUGACAAUAUAUUUUAUUUAUGUCUUCCAGGUGACACUUCGUCUAUUUUUUCUUUUCAUUUUCAUAUUCCUAUAAAGUGUGUUACGACAAUAGAGUGAAAGGUCCAAAUUUUAAAUUGGCCCUAAAAAAACUUUUGGCGUCUUCGGGACGAUGGACGACAUAUCUGGAACAUUUAAAAAAUGUCAAAUAACCUCAUGCUCGCUUGCCGUUUUGGAGGGCUGGACGUUCGUUUUUGGGAACCGGUAAUGUCUACUCCCAUUCGGUCCUGGCCUAUGCUGUUUUUGCGUGGUGCCAUCUUUAAAUUUCGAAUGAUGGCUUCGCGCAAUCUCAGCAUGAUACGGGACCUUUCACACUAUUGUAGUAAAACUGUAUAGGAAUAUGAAAAUAAAAAGAAAAAACAAACAAAGCGUUACAUAUAAACAAAAUAUAUUGUCAAGGUCAUUCUACUGAAAAAUGUAACCGUUGUAAAAUGUUUACGACAAAGAAUAUUCUUUCAAUAUGUGGUUUCGAUUGGCUAGAGAAAUAUGGGAGAUUACAUAAUUAUUGAUAUCUAGCAGUAUAUUUAAUGGUAUCAUGAUAUAUAUCGCUUCUAUUGAACGGCAUUCAUCAAUUUAUAACUAAUAAUUACAUAGGGGGUGUUACAAAAUGCAAAUGAUUAUUCCAAGUGCUGUCUGACAUUUUACAUAAUGGCGCAAAUUUAUUGGCUGUGUUGGAAUGAUAAUUUUGAAACUAUUCAUGGAUGCAGUUCAUAUGAAUUAAGUCACCAGACCACCUCAUUUUUGAAGUACACUCAGGGGAAUUACCAAAUAAUUUUUUAGAAAUUCUUGGGAAGGCAUCGCAUAUCUUUUGUCUGUUUCAUAUGCCUGUUAAAAUUUUUAAAAUGGAAUGGAAAUAAAAGUUAGUGUAUUUAGGCGAAUAUAUGAAAUUGACUCCACACAUUGACUCAUUUUUGUGUGCGUUUGAAGGAAGAUCUUAGAAAUUUUAUUGAGUGGAAUAUGUAUAGGUUUAUUCUGCUUACACUAUUUUCGAAGCCUAUGAAAUAUAUUGAUGGAGUUUGUAAGGGCUACUAAUAGCUGUUGAAGUAGGUAUCACAUGACAUCUUAUUUCGAACUCCUAUGAUUACUAGUUUAAAUCCAAAUGGCAGACCUGCUUUGUUUCCAAAUUUCCAAAUAAAAUAAUAUUUUAGUUUAGAUUUUUAGUUACUGUCAUAAUAAUGCUCUUUUAAUUGCCUUUACUGAAUUCUAUAAUAAAAAGCAAUGAUUUGACCAGGAGCCGUAUUUUUGAAGUCGGUAGUAAAACUCGUAUAUAAACGUUGUCAUGGAGACAUCGAAACCUUGUAAGACUGAGAGAUUGUGGAAAUAUCAAUAAAAACCAUGUUAUAAAAUGUUACAUUUUUCAAAAGUUUGGAGAAUCUAUUUCUGAUGAAAAAUACUAGAUUAUUACAAGGACUCUGUACGAACGAUUAAAAAAUACUUCAUUUUCACAUAAAUCAUAUGAGAGGUUUGUCCUUGAAAUAUGAUGCUGCUUUUGCAAAUUUGAACAUCACUAUUUGUAGCAUAAUUUGUUGAGGUAUACCUUCAAGCAGGUGGUUCUAUUGCAUUUUUUGGCUGGCCAUUUAUGCCAGACAUUUUUCUCUUUUUUGUUUCUUUUUGAAUUAACUUAUUCUGACCUAUUCCAAUAUCAACUACUACUAUUUGUUAGUUUGUAUCAUUUGUUGUAUAGAUAUUUUGAGAGAGUUGUUGUAAUUUGUUCUAUAAAUCCAUCCCAUUAUCCACAGCUAGAACUGGUUAGAAUUAUUGAUUCCCAAUAGGCAGCCCUCUUGUCACGGCUUUUGAUAUUUUGAUUUUGCAAUAGUAUUUAACAAAUGUGACACUUGCACAAAUUUAAAUGUUAUUCAAUAUAAUUCGUAUUAUUGAAUGUAUAGUAUUAUAUUACAUUUACUAGCUAAUUGUUUAUUUAUGCCUACAAUAAUGCAAUACUAGAUGGGUAAAUAUAGGGCAUUGAUUACUAGCUGAACUAAAUUUUAAUCCAUACUCCCUGUUUUGAAUAAAAUCUUGUGUGUCAAGAUGGCGGAGGCUACAAACUAAAAAAUAAUAUUGCAAAUUCAUGCUAAAUGGUCCCCAAAAUGUCUAAUCUUCUUAGAGCUUUGAUAUGUGGUUGGUCAUUUUUUUUGUAAAAGCCAAAAACGGGUUAUGGGCCUCCACUUUCUUUUAAAAAGAUCCUGUAAAUCUAAACAGCAAAUGCUACAAGCUAGCAAAUAUUAGUACAGAAAAGUUCGAGUUGGGGUUCAGACCUCCGACUAAAAUGACGUAUUUUUUGUGUAGCGCCGCCUCACUCUGAUCCAUAAGGCGAAAGAGUUUUAAAGUUUGGAAUUGUUAACACACUAUAUUAGCCAUUUUAGGAAGAAAAUAUAGCUUCUUACACAAAUUUCGUUGUCACUUGGUCUAUUGUGACUGUAACAAGUUUUCAGUGUCGACAAAGUGUGCCACUUGAAUAUUGCUGUCUUGAUGUAAAAAUUACCUUCCCGUGAGACGUGCGCCUCCCUUAGAUGUAUCCCAGUCCCGCUCUUCAAUUGUCACAAGGGUAUUUGCGCCCAGAAGCGAUGUUUAAGUGCUAAAGCGUGCAGCUGCCCCGAGACACGAACAUUUUCCUGAACAUGAAAGCUGUGACCAUGGCUGCGUCCUCCUUAUGCAGAUUUCUUAAUGCGUUAAAGUGUUUUGGCAGACAAUAAGACGAUACACUCAUCAUUUGGGUUAGGUGAAAAGCUGUGUAUUUUAUGCCAUAGAGGAUAUGACUUAAUUACUUUGAACAGGUUAAAUAUAAUACACCUUAAUAAUGUAGGUUUUCUGUGGUUGAUGUUGAUGAUUUUUCUGUUGAAAUGAGCCAAAGAAGGAGAAUGACAAAUUAGUUUAUAGGUAUUAUUCCGCACUAUUUAUACUAUAUUUAUUGACUAAUUUUAAAAUUAUAGUAUCUAAGGGAUUUUAAAUUCCAGCCAACAAUUUAUUUAUGAAACCAUUCUUAUAGUGAAAGGUGCAACAAAGAAUGUUGUCAUUGCAUGUCAUGAAACUAAAUAUUUGAUAAGAAAAUUAUACAUUAUAAUAUUGUUGUAUUGGUAUCAUGAUACUUUGAUCAGCUUGUGGCAUAUUGUAUUAGGCCCGUUGACUACUUUUUUGAACCCAUGGCUCAAAUGCUACUCAUAUUAACGUUUGGAAGUUAAUUGGGUUUGCCUACCGCCAAAACUGCCAUAGAUGUGUUGAAUUUCAGUUCGAAGAUAAGGUUUUUUGGCAUAAUUUUGACUCGAAUUUCGAUCAACAAAUACCAUUUGGCAAUGGUGAAGUGUAUUGUUGCCAGUAUUAAGUUGAACACCUAGAUAGGUCUUGUGGGUCGAGCAUACUUACAGAUUACAGGGUACUUGGAAAAGGCGACUACAUAUUUAAAAACCCUCAAGACAUUUCCGUGGUAAUGAGGUUAUCAUAAAAUCUAGCAUCAAUAUGCCACAUCAUCGUUGAUCUAACGAAAACCUGAACGAAAUCAAAGCAUUUGCGACAGGCUGUGGGUUGGCAAAUGUAGUGUAUUAACGAAAUGUGACAUGAUUGCAAACACCAAACAUGGGUUUAUUUGGUAGAUUGUGAAGUGAUCUGGGCCUAUAUGAUUCUUUGUUCUAUCUUGCCUAGUUUUAUGUAAAUAUAUUUAUGAUUUCGGAUAUAGGUAUGUUUUCAUGCUUAGACUACUCUAAACAUUUCAUUUUUACAUUAAAAAGCAACUAUUUUACUAUUUAUCGUUUGUAAUAGUACUGUGUCCAUAUAUUUGAGUUCACUAAAAAGGCUGAGUAGAUUUUAGGUACCUCCACCAAAUACACUUAAACUGAGAUAGAUAUUUAGAAUGUUACUGAAAGGCUUUGAGACAAAGUUAAUAUAUUGGUUAUUACUUAUUGAUUAAGGUAAAAGUGAAACAUUACUUUUAUAGUUGGUUAUUUACACUCGUUUGUUAGAAUAAAAUUAUACAUUUACAUUACAUUUCAUUACAUUUUUAUGUCUCUUUACAAUGUAUUUUCGCAUAUUUCUAAUGAUUUUUGUUAUA
Acanthoscelides obtectus is the source of this 7476-nucleotide messenger RNA. The record is from the annotation of a GenBank genome assembly. NCBI's taxonomy places the organism in Eukaryota, Metazoa, Arthropoda, Insecta, Coleoptera, Chrysomelidae.